Penicillium antarcticum is the source of this 597-nucleotide messenger RNA. RefSeq names its product HIT family protein. The transcript has 2 exons. Gene Ontology annotation, molecular function: catalytic activity. Bases 1 to 597 code for a protein of 198 amino acids. NCBI's taxonomy places the organism in Eukaryota, Fungi, Ascomycota, Eurotiomycetes, Eurotiales, Aspergillaceae. The record is from RefSeq and is a predicted model, not a curated record.
AUGUCAGCCCUUAAAGGCGCAACGCCAAUUUACUUUGGCUCAUUCAUCGUUACACCACAGGUCUUCCUCCAAACACCACUCACCUUCGCCCUAGUAAACCUCAAACCAAUUCUACCAGGCCAUGUCCUCAUCUCCCCACGACGCGUCGUUCCCCGCGUCGCAGACCUAACACCCGCCGAAACAAGCGAUCUCUUCCUCACAGUGCGCCGGGUUGGCCGCAUGGUCGAGCGCGUGUAUGGGGCCUCUAGUUUGAACAUUGCCGUGCAGGACGGCAUGCAUGCUGGCCAGAGUGUGCCACAUGUACAUGCACACAUCAUCCCUCGCAAAGCGGCGGAUUUGGAUCACCGUGGCGGUACAGAUGCUGUGUAUGAUAUGCUUGAUGGUGAAGAAGGGAAUUUGGGGAAGACAUUUAGCGAAGCUGGGACUGGGACCCAGGCUAAUGGGGCUGUGAAGGCCGUGGAGGCGGCUUCAGGACCUCGGAGGGGGUCGAGAUUCCCUGCUGUUGAUAAUGAGGAGCGGAAGCCCAGGAGUGAGGAGGAGAUGAGCGCUGAGGCUGAGAUGUUGGCUAGGGAGAUGGAAAAUGAGCCUAUUGAUUGA